CGACUUUCUUGCAUAGAUCUGAAACAUUCACAGUGACUGUAUUUUUUGCCGGUGACGGCGCGAAAAUGGCUCGCUUAGAUUUGACCGACUAUGAUGUCUCCAUGAAGACUGGUUUCGUUCUGGAGGAUCCACUGACACGGCUGCCUCCUUACUUCGACCCCUGGAACAAUGUGGCGCUCCGGUACACGGAGCUGGUCAGCACCAAGACGAUGCGGGAGGAGGUACUGAAGCUGCCCGUGCUGGAUGUCGAUCGCCUGUGUGGGAUGAAGGAGGAGAGACUAGCCCAUCUCCAGCUUACCGCCAUGACGUCAGGAUACCUCUGGCAGAAUGGACUUCAUGACGUCCCAAAGGUCCUGCCCAAGUGUUUGGCUGUUCCCUUACAUGGGAUGUUUGAGAAACAAGGGUUCCAGCCCGUCAUCACAUACGCUGAUUUGUACCUGUCGAAUACCAUAUUGAAGGAUCCGAACGAACCUGCUGUUAUCGAGAACUUCGCUGCCAUUAUCGACAUGAUGGGGGGGUCGGAAUGGCUGUGGUUCUUCGCCGUGGGGAUCAGAGUCGAGCAGGACUUUGCAGAGGCUAUGCAGGCAUUCCAGGAUGUCCUCGAUGGAACCGACGAGAAUGAUGCAGAAAAGAUCGCCAGGUCCCUUGACGUAAUAUCUGACGCUGUCCACAACAUGCAGAACACAAUGAAACGGUUUCACGAAAACCUAACAGUUGAAGGUUUCUUCCCGAAAAUGACGACUUUCUUUGGCGGGUACGGGGAACUGGCGCUGCAUGACGGCCUUAUAUUUGAAGGCGUAAAACAGGAGCCGAUUAAGGCCAAAGGUGCCAACGCAGGCCAAUCCCCUGUGAUGAAGGCUCUUGACGCUCUGCUGGGGAUAGAACACGAGGAGAAGAGACAAGCGUAUACCGAGGAAAUCAUCACCUAUAUGGUACCAAACCAUGGGCGGCUUAUGCGGGACUUGCGUCAGAGGCCCAAACAGCUGAAGGCAGUCGUCGAGUCCAGCAGUAACGCUGACCUGAAGCAGGCCUACAACAACCUGGUCCAGACCAUCCUCAAGUUCAGGUCCUACCACGUGCAGAUUGUAACCAAGUACGUGAUUCAAGGUGCUAAGAAGAAUUUCCCACCAGAAAUACAGGAGAGCUUCCGACCAGUGCAACAGUUCAUCGUUAGCUAUGUGAAGGGGAUGAGAGAUGACUGCAAGACCGGGACAACCAGCUGAACCUUCAUCAACUGAACUACAUACGUCACCAUGACAACUUAUCUGCAUAAUAUCACAUCUUUAGUGUACCGCCUAAUGGCCACAUACUAAUCCUAUUCUUCCAUAUCAAUAUAUGUUCCUGUUUUCAAGUGAUAAAAAUCUUUAAUUUCUAUUUUCGGGUGUUUAUACCUGAUCAGCUGAUCGAUCACAUGAAUGAUUAUUGAUAUGGUUUUUAUUUUGUUUUUUUAUGACAGUGACAAUCUAUACGUUUAUCUACAAUCUGACCUACAUGGGAUAUAACAACGCCUUAAUAAAAACAUGUACUCCAAAAUAAGAUCAUCUGUAAAAAAACGUUAAACAUGAUAUGACCGAUAUAUAAAGACAUAUGCUGGUGUAAGACAGGGCUGCAUUUUGUCUCCUGUCCCUUUUCUCUUGUAUAUUGAAGAACUGGUGAAUGAAAUAUUAUCAAACAAUAGAGAGGGAUAUUUAUAGAUGAAACUAUACAAAAUCUAUCAAUCUUACUAUUUGCAGACGAUGUAGCAAUUUUGGCGGACUCGGUGAUUCUGCUCCAGCGUAAAAUUGAUUUUCUAAAUGAGCAUUGUCUGAAAUUGGGAUUAAAAAUAUAUACGGGUAAGACAAAAACUAAUAGUCUAAUAGUCUAAUACCCUAAAAAAAAUUAUUUGGCAAUUUAAAAAGUUCACCCAAAAUUCUGCAAAUUUCCAUUGCACACAGGUUACAAAGCUGCCAAUAAAUAUGUUUUAGCUGAAUGUUGUCGCUUCCCACUGUUAAUAAAUGCACACAUCAGAGGUUUUUUUCAUAUUGGAUAAGGCUUAUCAGACAUCCUUUGACAACAUACUCCAAAACCUGUUAUGACUUACUCAAAAGACGAUAUAGCGGACUUAAACUGGGUUUCUUGUGUAAGAAUACUAUUAUUUAAAUAACUACGGUUUUGGUCAUGCCUGGCUCGCACAAGAUGUAGCUGACACAAGAGGGUUUCUCAAUAUUUUUAAAGAAAGAUGUAAAGAUAUGUACCAAGAAGUAUGGUUCAUGAGUGUAUGAGAUUCAAGUUGUGUUCAUUAUUAUUCUGACUUCAGAAAUUCGAUUACAUCUGAUACCUACCUUACGUCAUUAGAGGCAGUUGAGUCUUGACGAAAUUUAGAUGCAAUGUAAAUACUUUUAACACUAGAGCAGCUGGAUUUUAUUUUAAAUCUGCAUUUGAAAAUACAUCCUGUCCAUACUGUAACCACCCAAAUGAAUAUCAUUUAGAAGAUAGAUACUAUGUGUGUGUCUAUUUCCGGGAUUUUAUCGAGUAUUUGCAUCUUGGAAAUUCAUCUCGAGACCCGAAAGCGUUAGGUAUUUAUCGAUAUUGUAAACCUAUUGUUUUAUUUAGAAAAAAAACAUGCGCACUCUUUAACACCUCGUACUUACUCGGUCGCUUGCUUCAGGAAAUGCAAAUCAUAUUUUCACCCUUUGACAUUUGGUCAUGUGACCCAAAUUAGCCAAUCACAACACAGAACACACUUUCUAUAGGUUUUCAAGUACUAUUAAAAUGUCCAGAAUAUGCAAGUUUAAGAAAUGCAACAGUAUGUUUGAAAUGGGCCAUCUCGUGAAAAGCUGUAUUAUAUGCUCCAAACGAACAUGUUAUUUUAGUUAUCCGUGUUAUCACACCGCAUAUUUCUCUUGAGGGCUCAGAAACCAAUAUAAAUAUAUGAUUAAAUUCAUGUUGUAACCCCGUUCUACAUCUUCUGAAACUACAACGUGAAGGUUGCGCUGUAACUUGUAGAAUGUAAUUGUAUGAUGUACUUUGGGCCUUUUGGCCAUAUAUACAAAUAAACAAAUAUUGUCUGUC
Messenger RNA from Haliotis rufescens (red abalone), 3051 nucleotides. RefSeq names its product myoglobin-like. Gene Ontology annotation, molecular function: metal ion binding; L-tryptophan 2,3-dioxygenase activity; heme binding. Lineage: Eukaryota; Metazoa; Mollusca; Gastropoda; Lepetellida; Haliotidae. The coding region runs from base 66 to 1223 and encodes 385 amino acids. The transcript has 14 exons. The record is from RefSeq and is a predicted model, not a curated record. Gene Ontology annotation, biological process: 'de novo' NAD+ biosynthetic process from L-tryptophan. Gene Ontology annotation, cellular component: cytoplasm.